AUGGAACGGCGCACCAAGGUGAACUUCACCGACGAAGAACGCGGUGUCCUCACGGACCUUAUCAGCAAAUACCGUGCGGUACUGGAGAACAAAAAGACGGACGCUGUGUCGCUUCACAAAAAGCAGAAAACAUGGGAGCAGCUCGCGAUUGAUUUCAACAGUCGACAAAAUGUGAAUCCCCGUACGGCGAAGCAGCUAAAGAAGUGCUGGGAUAAUUUAAAAGAAAAGUGGCGCUGUGCCAAGGCCGACGACACGCGCGAAGUGUUCAAGACAGGAGGUGGCACGCCUGCUGAAAGCUCCAUGAAUCAGGAACUGCAGAGGGUUGGAGCGGUCGCAUCACACAUGGCCACGUGGCUCACGAAUCCCUUUGACAGUGACCGUGCUGGCCAUGUGACACCUGUCACCCCGUACACGCCAGCUGUGGCAGCCCUACUGACAGCGUCUCAGCCAGGGCAGAGCAUGGAAGGCGACGGCAAGUAUUAUUAA
This is a messenger RNA of Rhipicephalus sanguineus (brown dog tick), 486 nucleotides long. RefSeq names its product myb/SANT-like DNA-binding domain-containing protein 3. Bases 1 to 486 code for a protein of 161 amino acids. The record is from RefSeq and is a predicted model, not a curated record. The transcript has 2 exons. Lineage: Eukaryota; Metazoa; Arthropoda; Arachnida; Ixodida; Ixodidae.